GACUUGAGUCGAUCUCGGGACAGGUUCCUGUUCGGAUACAACAGAGGCUCGGGUCACAUCUUCUCGGCAAGUGGCGCCCUCUUCUUCACAGCCAAUCAGCGGUUUGCGGGGCUCGGGGCGGCGCGGGGCAUCACGUGUCGCACGUGGUACUCGUGCCUCUACUGGCCGGAUAUGGACGCAACCAUGAACGUCACGUGGUACUUCUCAGAUCCUAGGAACUGGGACACAUCAUUGGCGCUGCAUAACGUCCCUGUCAGAGUCCAUGUCGUCGGCAGGGUGGGCGGUGACAACGCACACAACUUCGAACACAUCUACGACUUGAUGCAUUAUACACCCUUCAUAGAGUCUGUGUCCGACUUUGAGACACCAAGUGGAGUUACGUGUCCCGGGCGGAAAAAUACGAAGGCGUUUCCGAAUCUUGCCGAUGCGUUUUCGUUCAGCGUCGAGAUUGUGGACAACAUACGACAACAAGUUAGUUUUAUGAAAGAGUGGUAUGACAGGAGUAUGGGACUCGUUCAGUUUAUGUACAAACCGUCCCCCUCGUCCCAGAGUCCGUACGGGAGUCGUCCACUGAAAGAGAUUCACGACUUUAAUACAGGUGUUGCUUACAUAAUGGACCCCAUGGUUGGAAACUGUACCGUGCGGCGUAUCGAACCCGGGUCGUUCGAUGAUAAGUCAGUGGAUCCGCAUCACGUCAGAAUCAGAACAUCAAAGGAAUUCUUCUACACCGACGCCAGCAUCGUCACAUAUGAAGGCGUG
Molecule: messenger RNA, 759 nt
Organism: Gigantopelta aegis
Lineage: Eukaryota; Metazoa; Mollusca; Gastropoda; Neomphalida; Peltospiridae
Exons: 5
Source: RefSeq, a predicted model, not a curated record